AUGAAAAAUCAAACUUCGUUGACUGAGUUUAUCCUGCUAGGAUUUACAGACAACCCAGGACUUCAGAUCAUGAUUUUCAUCUUCCUGUUCCUGACCUACAUAUUCAGCAUCAUGGGCAACUUGACAAUCAUCACCCUCACACUACUGGACUCCCAUCUUCAGACCCCUAUGUAUUUCUUCCUUCGGAAUUUCUCCUUCUUAGAAAUUUCUUUCACUACUAUUUUCAUUCCAAGGUUCCUGUGCAGUGUUCUAACAGGUAAUAAGGCUAUCAGCUUUGCUGGAUGCUUCACUCAGUAUUUCUUUGCCAUAUUUCUUGGGGCCACAGAAUUUUACCUUCUGGCUGCCAUGUCCUAUGACCGCUAUGUGGCAAUCUGCAAACCUCUGCAUUACACAACCAUCAUGAGCAGCAGAGUCUGCACUCAACUGGUUCUCUGCUCUUGGCUUAGUGGUUUCCUAAUCAUCUUAUCCCCAAUCAUUCUAACAAGCCAGUUAGAUUUCUGUGCCUCCAAUGAACUGAAUCAUUUUUACUGUGACUAUGGGCCCCUCAUGGAGAUCUCCUGCUCUGACACCAGCCUCUUGGAGUUGAUUGACUUUAUCUUAGCAAUUGUAACUUUGGUGAUCACCCUGGUCUUAGUGGUACUUUCAUAUACUUAUAUCAUCAAAACUAUUAUGAAGAUCCCAUCAUCACAACAAAGAAAGAAGGCCUUUUCUACAUGUUCUUCCCACAUGAUUGUAAUCUCCAUCUCUUACGGCAGCUGCAUUUUCAUUUACAUUAAACCCUCAGCAAAAGAAGGAGUUGCCUUCAACAAGGGAGUAGCAGUGCUUAUUACAUCGGUUGCUCCCCUAUUGAAUCCCUUCAUUUAUACCCUGAGAAACCAACAAGUGAAACAAGCCUUCAAAGAUAUGUAUAGAAAAAUUGUGAGUCCAUAA
Messenger RNA from Elephantulus edwardii (Cape elephant shrew), 930 nucleotides. Its product is annotated as olfactory receptor 6C4-like. Gene Ontology annotation, cellular component: membrane. Gene Ontology annotation, biological process: G protein-coupled receptor signaling pathway. The record is from RefSeq and is a predicted model, not a curated record. The transcript has a single exon. Gene Ontology annotation, molecular function: olfactory receptor activity; G protein-coupled receptor activity. The coding region runs from base 1 to 930 and encodes 309 amino acids. NCBI's taxonomy places the organism in Eukaryota, Metazoa, Chordata, Mammalia, Macroscelidea, Macroscelididae.